Molecule: messenger RNA, 477 nt
Organism: Lichtheimia ornata
Lineage: Eukaryota; Fungi; Mucoromycota; Mucoromycetes; Mucorales; Lichtheimiaceae
Exons: 3
Coding region: 1-477 (158 amino acids)
Biological process (GO): translation; ribosomal large subunit biogenesis
Cellular component (GO): ribosome; cytosolic large ribosomal subunit
Molecular function (GO): structural constituent of ribosome; RNA binding
Source: RefSeq, a predicted model, not a curated record
AUGGAUGGAUGGAUCUGGAUCAACUCAUGUACCGACCUUGUUGGAUGUAUUGUGUAUGUGUUACAGCAAGGUUCCUUUAAGCGUCAAGUCGAGGUUGGUCGCGUUGUCCUUAUCAACCACGGUGCUGACAGCAACAAGAUUGCCGUCAUUGUCGACAUUGUUGACCACAAGCGUGCUCUCGUUGAUGGCCCCACCACUGGUGUCGCUCGUCAAGCUCUUGCCUUCGACCGUAUGAUUUUGACCAACAUUGUCGUCAAGGGUUUGCCUCGUAACGCCGGCCAGACUACUCUCAAGAAGUACUUGGAAAAGGAAGAGGUUAUGGCCAAGUGGAGCAAGAGCGCUUGGGCCCAAAAGCUUGCUACUCGUCAAACCCGUACCUCCUUGUCUGAUUUCGAUCGUUUCAAGGUUGCCAAGCUCAAGAACCAGCGCCGCUUUGCUGUCAACUCUGCUGUUGCCCAAGCUGUCAAGACUGCUUAA